Molecule: messenger RNA, 4133 nt
Organism: Perognathus longimembris pacificus (Pacific pocket mouse)
Lineage: Eukaryota; Metazoa; Chordata; Mammalia; Rodentia; Heteromyidae
Gene: Rims4
Product: regulating synaptic membrane exocytosis 4
Exons: 6
Coding region: 246-1055 (269 amino acids)
Biological process (GO): calcium ion-regulated exocytosis of neurotransmitter; regulation of synaptic plasticity; positive regulation of synaptic transmission
Cellular component (GO): presynaptic membrane; cytoskeleton of presynaptic active zone
Molecular function (GO): transmembrane transporter binding; small GTPase binding
Source: RefSeq, a predicted model, not a curated record
GCCGCCGCCGCCGCCGCCACCACCGUCGCCGCCGCCACCGCCGGGAGCACCGCGCGCCUCGGGCUCCACGCGCCGGCCAGCGCAGCGCCCGCCGGCUCCGCCGCGCCCGCCAGCCCCGCCGGCCCCGGGCCGCCGCCACCACGCCGCGCGCCGUACUCCGCGUCAAGAAUGGGGCGGCCAAGCUGCCCAAGCCGCCCGCCGCCGCCGCGGCCGCCGCGGCCGAGGCACCGGGCGCCGGCGCGGGCAUGGAGCGCUCGCAGAGCCGCCUCAGCCUGUCCGCCUCCUUCGAGGCGCUCGCCAUCUACUUCCCAUGCAUGAACUCCUUCGACGACGAGGACGCAGGAGACAAUCGGAGGCUGAAGGGGGCCAUACAGAGAAGCACGGAGACGGGCCUGGCUGUGGAGAUGCCCAGCCGAACGUUGCGCCAGGCCAGCCACGAGUCCAUCGAGGAUAGCAUGAACAGCUACGGCUCAGAGGGCAACCUUAACUAUGGAGGAGUCUGCCUGGCAUCAGAUGCCCAGUUCAGUGACUUCCUGGGCAGCAUGGGGCCAGCCCAGUUUGUGGGCCGCCAGACCCUGGCCACCACCCCCAUGGGGGACGUGGAGAUCGGCUUGCAGGAGCGCAAUGGUCAGCUAGAAGUGGACAUCAUCCAGGCUCGGGGACUGACAGCCAAGCCAGGAUCCAAGACACUGCCAGCGGCCUACAUCAAGGCGUACCUAUUGGAGAAUGGCGUCUGCAUUGCCAAGAAGAAAACCAAAGUCGCUCGCAAGUCGCUGGACCCGCUGUACAACCAGGUGCUGCUGUUUCCUGAGAGUCCCCAGGGCAAAGUCUUGCAGGUGAUCGUGUGGGGAAACUACGGGCGGAUGGAAAGGAAGCAGUUCAUGGGUGUGGCCCGCGUGCUGCUGGAGGAGCUGGACUUGACCACCCUGGCCGUGGGCUGGUACAAGCUCUUCCCCACCUCCUCCAUGGUGGACCCAGCCACAGGUCCCCUGCUCCGGCAGGCAUCCCAGUUGUCCCUCGAGAGUACCGUAGGGCCCUGUGGCGAGCGAUCUUAGUGCCAGGGAUGGGGAAGGGCUCCCCAAGAUGGCCUGGAGACUGCCCAGCCCUUACCUGGGACCCCAGGCCCAGGGGCACACUGGACAGAGGAGGAUGGGGUUCUCCCCCACUGUGGGGAAAUGAAAUGGGGAGACCUGCCCCCCUUGGGCCCCUCCUCACCCCUUUGCCUCGUACCCCUGACACCUUCCCUCUCCCGAUGGGUUGGCUGCACUUUUGACUUGGCCAGUGUAGACCUGGUGGAUGUGGCUGUACAUGGAGAAAGACUGAGGCGGGUGAGCACAUCGCUCACCCUCCCCAAUACCGUUCCACGCGUCCCCCUCUCGCCUCCUCGGAAGCUUGCUGCCCGGAGCCAAGUCCAGAACCCAGCCGGCCAUCUCCAUGGUGCCAAUUACCAGCAAGUGUCUUUCCUGCGGCACCGGGUUCAGGCAGCUACUCCUGCCCUAGAGCUGAUGGGGCAGCUUUGCAAGGAUCCGGAGCCAGCUCCCGGGGGUCCAGAGCCCCCUACUUGAAGAGGAGCUCUGGCUUCCCUCUGCCUGCCCAUGGAAGGAGCUUUGCCGCAGCCUGUCUGAGUCCAUCUGUCCAUCCCCUCCUGCCUGCCCCUCUUCUGGUGGCUGUAGGAGCCAGGGGCCAGCAGGGACCAAAGGAAAGGAGAUGUCUGAAGCUGGUAGACUCCCAGGGUGCCUUGCUCUGCUGGUCUGGGAACUGGAGAGGACACUGUCACCUGUGCUUUGGUAGAAAAGAGGUGUGGGACUCUGAGUUUCCAGAACCCCACACCCAGGGAGCUCACUGUCUGGGCAUAGAGGGCACACUAGGGUACACAGGGGAGGCUGAGGAAAACUGAGGCUGGGAUUGGUGGUGCCAAGGUAAGGCUCUCCAAAUGGGAGAGCCUCUCCUUUUGAAUGAGGUCAAAGGUCAUUUGUCUAUCCCUGGGCCUUCAGGCCAAGGGAAGUGGGGGGCCAUUAGAGCCCCCCCUCCCAUUUUAGUCUUUUUAAAUAACUCAUUCUGUACUAAGGGCAGAACCCACUGCCUGGGCCUCAGUCACCUUGGCUCAAGGAGAGAUGGUGUUGGGGAAGGAGUGGGAAAGCAGAGCUGAGCAUUGGGAGGCCUGGGUAGCUGCCUUUCCCAUGGCUCUCCCCUUGCCGGGGCCUGUGGGAACCCUUAUUGCAUGCAGGAGGUGGCAGGCUGGCCCCUCUUUAUAGAAGCACAUUUCUGCCACCUCCCCUGGGAGGCACCAACAGCCUGCCAUCCUCUUCACCUAGUCCCUGCUGUGUAGGGCGUAGUCCAGGUUAGCUAGGUAGUUAGAGUUCACAUCCUGGGGCCUAUCCUUAGCUCAGAAGUAGUCUUUCCCAAGUCCCAGGCCAGGGGUGGGGAGAGGAAGCCCCAUACAUUCCAGGAGAUGUCUGGCUGGCCCGGGCUGGACCAGACAGCCUGGGGAGGCUAGCCCUUCCUCCUCCCCUUCCUUCUCCCUUUCCUGUAGGGUUAUACACCCCUCCCCAGCCCCCCACCUCCCCGUGAUACUCAGUGUUCUGAUGUGUUAUCCUUGGCCCUGAUUUUCCUGACAAGGCGCCUCUGAGGGUUGCUGGGCCCGGAGGAGGGGCCUGGACUGCUUUAGAGGGGGCCGUUUUUCUACAGAGGAGGCCCGGGCUGUUCUGGCCCUUCAUUCCUGGUCCACCAGGGAUUCUUGCCCCUUAGAAAUUCUCCCUGUCCCUUAGCUUGGUUAAGCCCUGGGUGACCUUUAACAUGUUCUGAUGGAGUUUUGUCACCUCCAUGCAGCCUCUUGGGUACCUAGGGAAGGGGAGGUCGAGAUGGGCUCUUCUCAGCCAGCUGGGCAUCAGAGCUCCGCCAUGCCCGGGGCCCGGACGAGGGAGCAGGGCUCCAGUAGGCUCCCAUCCAAGGCCCAUAGUCAGUACCUCCCCUACUUAUUAUUAUUUUUUAACCCAUGUGACUGCUGCUUGUUUAGUACUCACUAAUUGGAAUCUUUCUGGCCAGGAGAGAGAGUGCCUUCUCUCUCCAGCAUCGUUGCUAUGGUUGUUCAGGGGUGGGGCAGAGCCUGGGCAUCCCAAGCAGGGUCAGGGGUGGGGAGCUCAGCUCUGACGUGGUCCUCUCAGCCUGAGCCCUCCCUGGACCGUCUGCAUCCGCGCAGAGCUCGGAGAGACAGAGACUGAGAGAGCUCCAAAGCAAUAACAACACCCCGGGGGUGGUCACCGAGGAUCCCCUCACUGAUUUUUGUGUUUGUUCUGUGAAAUCUCCCUCACCUCCUGGAGGGGUGGGGUGGGGGCUGGAGCCCUGAUUCUUUGUAUCAUCAUCGUAAGCAUGUGCCCCCCUUUCCAAGGGGCUGUGACCAUUGGGUGUGGGAACCAUUUCUGUCCUCACCGAGGGAGGGGUGUCGGGGAGGGAAGCGAUUAUUUUCAUCUCUGGCUUUGGGGAGCCUUUAUGCUCAGCCUCUCUCUGCUGCUGUUUGGCCCAUUGCGAACCAGAUUCCACCAUUGGGAAAGGGGCAGAGAGGGUCCAGGGGAGGUUGGGGUCUCUAGGUGGGAUUCUUUCUUGUCCCUGGGUAGAGAUCCUGCUGGUGUGGGAGGGUGGAGGCCGGCUUGCUCUACUUUCUGUCCCCCAGAGCACUUGUUCUUUACUGGGGAACCUUUAGUCCACUACCAUUUUACAGAUGCCAGGCCUGGGAAGAGCCACCCUGGGGUCACCUGGGGAUACAGCGGCACCCCAGCCUGAGUCUCUUUGCAUCUGACUGAGCUGGAGCCGGGGUGGGCCAAGUAGAACUGCAUCUUGUACUUCUUUCAUCUCUUCAGAGCCUGCUAGAGUCUCCUAGUUCCCCGCCCCCCCGCCCGCCAAGUAUGAGCAGAACAAGUUGUACCCCCCUGAGAGGUUAAGAGCUCAGCGCAGGAAGUGAUGUGCUCAAGGCCCUCCCGCACUUGAGCCCCUGGGAGCAGAGCAAAGGGCUCCAUUGUGCUUCUUUCCUGCAGUGCGUUCUCUGUGCCUGGGCCCUCUCUCUCUGCCACCAUCAGUGUUUCUGGGCUCCACAGCCCUGCCUGGGUCCAUCUACCAGACCAGUGUCUGUUGAGACU